GCUCUCUAUGGCAGCGUGGAGCCGCGGGCAUCUCUAUGGCAGCGGCGGCCGCGGUGCCGGGCGGGCAGGCCCCGGGCUGCGGACACUGAGCGGGCCCCUCAGGAGGGAGGGAGGAUGCCCCUGGCUGCCUACUGCUUCCUCCGAGCCGUGGGGAAGGGCAGCUACGGGGAGGUGAGCCUGGUACGGCACCGGCAGGACGGCAAGCAGUAUGUCAUCAAAAAGUUAAACCUUAAAAAUGCUUCCAACCGAGAGAGGAAAGCAGCAGAACAAGAGGCACAGUUGCUGUCCCAGUUGAAACACCCAAACAUAGUCACCUACAGAGAGUCCUGGCAGGGGGAAGAUGGCCUCUUAUACAUUGUCAUGGGCUUCUGUGAGGGAGGAGAUCUGUACCACAAACUGAAAGAGCAGAAAGGCAAGCUUUUGCCUGAGAAUCAGGUGGUGGAGUGGUUUGUCCAGAUUGCCAUGGCACUGCAGUAUUUACAUGAAAAGCACAUUCUGCACAGAGAUCUCAAAACUCAAAAUGUUUUCCUGACAAGAACAAAUAUCAUUAAAGUGGGUGACCUGGGAAUAGCCAGAGUGUUGGAAAACAAAUACGACAUGGCCAGCACUCUCAUAGGCACACCUUACUACAUGAGCCCUGAACUCUUCUCUAACAAACCUUACAACUACAAGUCUGAUGUUUGGGCACUAGGCUGCUGUGUGUAUGAAAUGGCCACACUGAAACAUGCCUUUAAUGCUAAAGACAUGAACUCCUUGGUUUAUCGAAUUAUUGAAGGAAAGUUGCCACCCAUGCCAAAGGAUUACAGCCCACAGUUGGUAGAAAUAAUAAGAACUAUGCUCAGUAAAAAACCUGAAGAAAGACCUAGUGUGAGAAGCAUACUACGACAGCCAUAUAUCAAGCACCAAAUUUCUUUGUUUUUGGAAGCCACAAAGGCGAAAGCAGCCAGAUGUCAAAAGAAAACUGUGAAUUCUCAAUCUAAAGAUCAGUGUUCCGUGGUCACAGUAAAGAAUGAAUCUCACAGCAGGAAUGUUACACACCAAAAUCACUCCUCUGAGCAAGCCAGGAAAUACAAAGUCAAUGAAGAAGAUUGCAUCAUCAAAUGUAAGGUCUCCAAAUUUUAUCCCUUGGAGAAACCAGCUGUUGAACUGGAAAGAAAACCAAGCAGUAAUGAUUUGAACAACUUGGGAGACUCCUUAGCUACAGUUAGUGAAGUGGAUAUUGAUAUGUUGCCAUCUGAAAGGAUGAAGUAUGGAAGUGAGAAGUGUGGCAGUGAGCAUAUUCCAGAAAAUAAUAAAGCAGAAUAUUUAAAUGUUCCAGAGAAUUCUAAAAUAAUAUGUGAUAGUCCAACAGUUAAGGAAGAUGGAUUGCAGCAAGGAGCAAAGCAAGCUUUUAAAGUUGAAAAUGUUGAAUCUAAGCAGUCCUCUGCUUAUACUACAGAAGAUGAUGACACUUUGAAGCUCCUGCAGCCUGUAUCAAAAGACCAAAGGCAAACUGAUGUGAGCUUGGAUUCUACAGAGAAGCUGCUAGAACCAUUUGUUCCUGUUGUAAUUCAAGAUGACAUCUGUCACAGAGCUUCAGGAGAUGCUCAGGAAAAAAUUACUUCCCAUUUACAGCCUCAUAGUUCUGUCAGUGAACCAUCCCUCUCACGGCAGCGGUGGCAGAAGAAAAGGGAGUUGGCUGAAGUCUGUUCAGAGAAGUCCAGAGCAGCUGCUCCUCGGCCUUUACCUUCUCCUGCUGAUGGGAACACAAAGACAGCACAGAGGUGUGCAGAGCAGCGUGGUGCUGAGGCCUCUGCAUCUGUAAAUAGCACCAAAACUAGUCAAGUUGCCUUUUCAAAGGAGCGGCCCUUGUCAGCCCGAGAGCGAAGGAGGCUAAAGCAGUCUCAGGAGAUGUUUCCUGCUGUGGUUCCAGCAAGACGAACGCCAAGUAGUGCAGUAGUUGAAGCAAAAUCACAUGUGGAAAAUCAUGUAAAAGUUGUUCAGUCCACGUCAGAUCCCAGUAUUUCUCAGAAAAAGAGAGAGACCCAUUGCUUGUCUGAUGAUGAUUUAAGCUCUUCCACAAGCUCUACAGAUAAAUCUGAUGGUGAUUCCAAGGCGAGAAAAAGCAGCAUGAAUGAAAUGAACGACUUGGUGCAGCUAAUGACAAGGACACUGAAAAUGGACUCCAAGGAGAACUCUGAACACUGUGUAUCCUCACAUCCAGCUCCAGAGUUUAAACUUCAUAGAAGAUAUCGAGACACUUUGAUUUUGCAUGGAAAAUCACCUGAUGAAUCUAAGGAGUUUAAGUUUGAAGAUAUUUCUUCAGAUAUUUUAUCAGUUCCUGACAAGAUUAAGAGAAUGGUUGAAAUCCUGAGAUCUGAUGUGGUGCAAGGAUUGGGAGUGCAACUUCUUGAGAAGGUGUACAGCAUCAUGGAAGAAGAAGAUGAAUUGAAAAGAGAGCUGCAGCUGCGGGAGCACAUGGGAGACAAGUAUGCAAGUUACAGUGCCAAGGCACGGCACCUGAAAUUUCUGGAAGAAAAUGUGAAGUUCUGACCAGAACUCUUUCCUUAAAGAAAAGAACUCUUUUAUAGCUCGUUUGACAAAUUGGAGCUGCUUACAAAGUACGUUUAUCCAUCAGCCUCCCUUGUUGGGAUAAGGUGGUGGACUUGAAAAAAUGUUAUAGUUCAUAGCAAUAUGUUAAAAUGUGAACAAGGCUAUCACCGUCUCAGAAGAGAAACUGUUUAGUUUGUAUUCUCUCAACCUUUUAAACUUGCUUUUUAUAGAUGCAAUGAGGGAUGAAUAACAAGUUUUGUGUACAAAGAAGUGUCAAAAAAAGAUGUUUUUGAAUUUUUCCUAGCAAAAGUUUUUUUAUGGUCAUAUACUAAUUAUGGUAACAAAUCAAUGCCUAGACUUAGAUGCAUAAGGCAUCCAUUACAUCAAACAGAUGUGAAAAUUUAGCAGGUGGAAACAAUUACUAGUUUUUGUAGCAACAAAAGUCCUCCAGGUUCUUUAAACUGUGAAGAUGAAGUGCUAAAGAGGGUGGCUGCCUUUAAGCAGAGCCUUUGCUUUUGUGUCUUAUUGCUAAGGCAGUCACCAAGAUGAUGGAAAGUAUUUAGUAACUGGACAAAGUCUGACCAUGUCUGAAAGGACCACAGGCAUGGAUACCAUGGUCCCAGCUGGAGAAAUCCCUUUGCCUUACAAAUACUAAUUCCUUUUAGGAAUGAAAGUGCCCAAGACCAGGGUCACUCAGAGAAACAGGCAUCUUGGCUAUUUCCUUUCUCUGCAUCUAGAUCAUGCUGCUGCAUUUGUCCAGGCAUUAUCAUGUAGCAUCACCACAGAAAAGUCAUGAUCUUUUUAAAGGAUAAAGCAUUAAAAGGGAUUUGAAUUCGUAAAAUAAAAUUUUCAAUACA
Calypte anna (Anna's hummingbird) is the source of this 3389-nucleotide messenger RNA. It is a transcript of the gene NEK4, whose product is annotated as NIMA related kinase 4. The transcript has 16 exons. NCBI's taxonomy places the organism in Eukaryota, Metazoa, Chordata, Aves, Apodiformes, Trochilidae. Gene Ontology annotation, molecular function: protein kinase activity; ATP binding. Gene Ontology annotation, biological process: protein phosphorylation. The coding region runs from base 115 to 2532 and encodes 805 amino acids. The record is from RefSeq and is a predicted model, not a curated record.